Molecule: messenger RNA, 2052 nt
Organism: Lethenteron reissneri (Far Eastern brook lamprey)
Lineage: Eukaryota; Metazoa; Chordata; Hyperoartia; Petromyzontiformes; Petromyzontidae
Gene: DKC1
Product: dyskerin pseudouridine synthase 1
Biological process (GO): snRNA pseudouridine synthesis; box H/ACA sno(s)RNA 3'-end processing; mRNA pseudouridine synthesis
Cellular component (GO): box H/ACA snoRNP complex
Molecular function (GO): pseudouridine synthase activity; RNA binding
Source: RefSeq, a predicted model, not a curated record
GGGGGGGACCUUUGUCUGUGUGUGGCGAAGGCGAUGGAUACCCUGACGGGAGCCCUGUUCCAGCGGCCGCCCCUCAUCGCCGCCGUCAAGCGGCAGCUGCGUGUGCGCACCAUCUACGAGAGCAAGAUGAUCGAGUACGACCCCGAGCGACGCCUCGGUAUCUUCUGGGUGAGCUGUGAGGCGGGCACGUAUAUCCGCACGCUGUGUGUGCACAUGGGCCUCCUGCUGGGGGUCGGCGGGCAGAUGCAGGAGCUGCGUCGAGUUCGCUCCGGAGUGCUCAGCGAGAAGGACAACCUGGUGACGAUGCACGACGUGCUGGACGCGCAGUGGCAGUACGACCACAACAAGGAGGAGUCGUACCUGCGCAGGGCCAUCUUCCCCCUGGAGAAGCUCCUGGUCUCACACAAGAGGAUCGUCAUGAAGGACAGCGCUGUGAACGCCGUGUGCUACGGGGCCAAGGUGAUGCUGCCGGGCGUGCUGCGCUACGAGGACGGCAUCGAGGUGAACCAGGACGUGGUGGUCAUCACCACCAAGGGAGAGGCCAUCUGUGUGGCCAGCGCUCUGAUGACCACGGCGGUGAUGUCCACGUGCAGCCACGGCGUGGUGGCCAAGAUCAAGCGCGUCAUCAUGGAGCGCGACACCUACCCACGCAAGUGGGGCCUGGGCCCCAAGGCGAGUAAGAAGAAGCUGCUGAUCAAGCAGGGCCUGCUGGACCCACACGGCAAAGCCAACGACAAGACGCCCAGCGACUGGAAGGAGACUUACGAAGACUACGGUGCCGGCCGGCGUGGUCCGUCGAAGAAAUCUGCGGCAGCCGCCCCCCCCACCGCUGCUGCUGCUGCUGCGGGGGAUGGGGAGGAGGAGGGGAAGCCUCCGGCUAAGAGGAAGCGCGCCGGCGACAGCGACGGGGAGGCCCGGCAGGCGCCGUCGUCGCCCGGCACCGACGACGGCGCCGCCGCCGGCAAGACGAAGAAGAAGAAGGAGAAGCUGGAGAAGAGGAAGAAGCUCCGGGGGAGUGGCGGCGACAGCGACGAUGGCGCCGCAGCAGAAGCGGCGGCGCCGUCGUCGCUGAAGAAGAAGGACAAGAAGAAGAAGAAGAUGAAGGAGGAGGAGGAGGAGGCUAUGGAGGCCUCGGCAGGGACGGCCGAGGAGGAGGUUGGUGACGAGGAGGCGGCGACGAAGAAGAAGCGGAAGAAGGUGAAGAAGGUGAAGCAGGAGGAGGAGUCUGAGUGACGUCAUCACGGGGGGGGGUGACGGGGGGGGGCACCACCCACCACCGCAUCUCCCCCAGUGCACACACGCACUGAUGUGUGUGCGCUGGGGGUGUGUGUCCGUGUGUGUAGACGUGUGUGUGUCGGCGUGUGUGUGUGUGUGUCGGCGUGUGUGUGUGUGUCGGCGUGUGUGUGUGUGUCCGUGUGUGUCGGCGUGUGUGUCCGUGUGUGUCGGCGUGUGUGUCCGUGUGUGUGUGUGUCCGUGUGUGUGUGUGUCCGUGUGUGUGUGUCCGUGUGUGUGUGUGUGUGUCCGUGUGUGUGUGUCUGUGUCCGUGUGUGUGUCGGCGUGUGUGUCCGUGUGUGUGUGUGUCCGUGUGUGUGUGUGUCCGUGUGUGUGUGUGUGUGUCCGUGUGUGUGUGUCCGUGUGUGUGUGUCCGUGCGUGUGUGUGUGUGUCCGUGUGUGUGUCGGCGUGUGUGUCCGUGUGUGUUCGUGUGUGUGUGUGUGUCCGUGUGUGUCCGUGUGUGUGUGGUGGGGAGCGGUAGUGCAGCCACAGAGACUCCAGUUUAAUUCCGUCUCACGGGCAGCAGCAGCAGCAGUGACAGCGAUUAUCCGAACCGGUCCUGGACCUCCUCCCCUAGGUCGACUCAGCCUCAAAUGAAUUCUUGGUGCAGUGUGUAGUGAACAUCGCCACUGGGGGAGACAAAGGCGGCCGGGCGUGGUGCUGUCCACCCCCCCACCCACCCCCCUUGUGCCGCCACAGUGCCAGCUGCUGCUGCUGCUACGUCAGCACUUGGCCAAACAGUCUUGUUGAAGACGACACGGGGGGGGGGGGGGGGGACA